Molecule: messenger RNA, 1738 nt
Organism: Heteronotia binoei (common prickly gecko)
Lineage: Eukaryota; Metazoa; Chordata; Lepidosauria; Squamata; Gekkonidae
Gene: ALKBH1
Product: alkB homolog 1, histone H2A dioxygenase
Exons: 6
Coding region: 14-1123 (369 amino acids)
Biological process (GO): oxidative RNA demethylation
Cellular component (GO): nucleus; cytoplasm
Molecular function (GO): broad specificity oxidative DNA demethylase activity; ferrous iron binding; oxidative RNA demethylase activity
Source: RefSeq, a predicted model, not a curated record
CACAUGAACUAAGAUGGCGGGGAUGGUGGCCGCGCGGGAAGGCGGCGAGGAUGCCUUCCGGCAGCUUUUUCGCUUUUACCGCCGGUGGGAAGGCUCCGACGUGACAGGGGUGAUUGACUUUUCGAAGCCCGCCGGGCGACAGGUGGUCAGUUCUCCCCUCGUUCUUUCUUCAGUAAGUGAUCAAGAUGCCCACAGAGCAGGACUGAAACCAGUUAGCUUGUGGGAAGCCUAUGGUCUGGCUAAUUAUCCAGGGUUUAUAUUUAUCCCAAAUCCCUUCCUUCCAGGCUGCCAGCGCCACUGGGUGAAACAGGGUCUCAAGCAAUACACCCAGAAACCCAAUGUGUGUAAUUUGGAUAUGCACAUGUCUUCUAAGGAAACUGUGGAUCUUUGGGGAAACAGUCAGCAGCAGCUGCGAAACAAAAGUUCCAGCAAACAAGAGCCAAAAAGUAUACUGGAGAAGCUGCGCUGGGUGACUUUGGGAUACCAUUAUAACUGGAAUACCAAGAAAUACUCAGCUGAUCACUAUACCCCCUUUCCACCUGACCUGGCUUUCCUUUCAAAGCAAGUGGCUAAAGCUUGUGGCUUUCUAGGCUUCCAAGCAGAAGCAGGAAUCCUGAAUUAUUAUCACUUUGAUUCUUCUCUGGGAAUUCAUGUGGAUGAGUCUGAGCUGGACCAUUCUCAGCCCCUCCUAUCAUUCAGUUUUGGACAACCAUCCAUAUUUUUGUUGGGGGGGCUGAAACGAGACGAAGCCCCUGUGGCCAUGUUCAUACACAGUGGGGAUGUGAUGGUCAUGUCUGGCUUCAGCCGUCUGCUAUACCAUGCAGUUCCCAGAGUUCUGCCCAACCUUGAGGGGAAACCUCUGCCUUCUUGCCUGGAGCUGCCUCUCCCUGAUGAUCUUCCUGCAGACUCAGUUAUUGAGUCCUGUUCCCAAGAUGAUUGGCAAGUCUGUGCCAGAUAUUUGCAAGGAUCCCGCAUCAACAUGACCAUCAGGCAAGUUCUAGCUGAAGGCCAGAGCUUCCCAACUGAAUCUGGGAUGGAGAAUAAACUGGAUGUUCUUUCCAAGGGUUCCUAUCAUGAAGAGAACAGUGAAAUCAAAAGGCACAAACCUGAUACAGAUAGCUGAGACCACCUGGAAGCCUCCCCCCCCCCAGCUGUGGCCCACUGUGAGGCCCAGCCCAACCCACAGCCACUCACUCAGACCCAGGGAGGGCCAAAGAUGCCAGUGAAGGAACCUGGAGACAGUGCAUGAAUGAGCAGGCUGUGGGAGAAGAAGGCAUGGCUGGUGUCCCCAUUGCUAGCUCAUCCAGGUGGCAGGAAGUGCAGUACCCAGCAGCACAGAAGGCCUGGUGAUCAGCUCAUCAGUGGACCGAGGAGGAAAUCCAGCUCACCUGACCUGGUAGAGAGGCAAGCCUGGCCAGGAAGGGACCUAUGCAGCCUCAUCUUUGCACCUGCAUGGGCUCAGCCCUGGCUGCUGGGAUAGGAGAGGGGGGGGAGGCCUUGUAGGAGGAAGGGGGAGGAGGCAAGGGACAUGACAGAAGGGAGCAAGCAGGCUGGUAGGAGAUCCCUGCCUCAAGGAACAGGGCAGAAGAAACCCUUGAAGAGCAGCAAGCCUUGCUCCUGGACGCCAUCAAGAAGGCUGAAGUCUGCAGAGGGCCCAAAGAAGGACUGUGAAAUAACCAUGCUCCACCCUCAAUAACCUUGUCUACCUUCAAUAAAAAAACAGCAUAGUAGCAGCAAA